This is a messenger RNA of Sorghum bicolor (sorghum), 1367 nucleotides long. RefSeq lists its product as uncharacterized. NCBI's taxonomy places the organism in Eukaryota, Viridiplantae, Streptophyta, Magnoliopsida, Poales, Poaceae. The record is from RefSeq and is a predicted model, not a curated record. The transcript has a single exon. Bases 372 to 1061 code for a protein of 229 amino acids.
UUUAUCUUACAAAUUACUUUCUAACCAUAUUGUAAUUUUCAUAAAUAAUCUAUAUUUAUUACUUUACAUGUCCAAACAUUUAAAAUAAUGGAUGAUAAACUUUAUUGUCCGUAACCAAACAUACCCUAACAAAGUUAAGAUAAUCCACCACUACCAGUGUCUCCGAUAUCCGAUCCAAUCCGGCCACCCCCUCCAAUCACUCCUGAAUCAUAGCUCAGCACACUCCACCAGACCACCACCCUCCUCUCUCUCUCUCUCUCUCUAUAUAUAUAUAUAUAUACUUAUAUACUUACAUGUAGUAAAGCAGGCACGAUCAUUGAUCAGAAUUCAGAUGUGUUAGAGGAGAGAAGAUCAAAGAAGCACCAGCAACAAUGGCAGCAGCGAUCGACGACUCGUGCAGGAGGCCAGGCUCGAUCCCGUUCAAGUGGGAGAUCUGCCCAGGGACGCCGAAGCACGUAAGGAGCAGCAGCGAGAGCGCGGCGCCAACGCCGUCGUCGUCGCCGUACUCCUCCGCCACCGCCACCGCCACCGUCGUCUCCAAGGUGGCGGUGUCGCCGAAGCUGACGCCGCCGCCAGCCAUGUCACCGUCGCCGUACCACUCCCCGCGGGUCUCCUACUACUCUUCUUCCGCGGCGGCGCGCUCAUCGGCGUCCGUGUCGCCGUCCCGGCGCCGCGGCGCGCACCACCGGCCCACCGCGUUCCUCGACGUCAACCCCCGCGUCGCCCCCACGUACCGCGCCGCCGCCGGCGCUGUCGAGGACGACGAGGCGGCAGCGCCGCCGGCCGGCAGCAGGUGCUUCCCGCUCCCCGUAUUCCGGAGGCGGGACGGCGGCAGGAAAGGUGGCCGCCGGUCGUCCGGGAACGGGACGACGUCGUCGGGCUCGUCGUCCGCGAGCAGCUUCUGGUCGGACUAUGGCGCCGCCGCGCCGGCGAUGCCGGGUGGGCUUAGGCGGUCGGUGUCGACAUCCUCGUCGUCGUCGUGCCUGUCGCUGUCGUCCAGGAGUAGCGGUAAGUUGGCCGAGGCCAGGGAGGUGGAGGCCGCCGGCGGCUGGUUCUACUGAGGUAUAGCCGGCCCGGCCGGCAAAGGCAGAGCAGCCAAGCCAAGGAUGCAGAUAUAUAUAUUACCACCAAGAAUUCGAGGAGAAGAUUGUUUGUGAUUGUGUUUAAUUAUGUGUGUGUGUGUGUGUGUGUUAGCGUGUGUGUGAAUUAUAAGUACUUGAUUAUACACUGAGACCCAGAGCAAGGUCGGUGAUGCAACCGCUUUGGCUGGAGACUGUUUGUAUGGGCGAGUGGAGUUCGUCGUGUACUAUGAAACAGUUGCUCGUAGAUAAUAAUUACAUCAUAUAUGGUGUCAAGUUAUGUGUGUA